Messenger RNA from Anopheles merus, 2030 nucleotides. Its product is annotated as trypsin 3A1-like. The record is from RefSeq and is a predicted model, not a curated record. The coding region runs from base 1041 to 1856 and encodes 271 amino acids. Gene Ontology annotation, molecular function: serine-type endopeptidase activity. Gene Ontology annotation, biological process: proteolysis. The transcript is spliced from 4 exons. Lineage: Eukaryota; Metazoa; Arthropoda; Insecta; Diptera; Culicidae.
CAGCGACAGCAGGAUGAAGGCCUUCAUGGUUAACUCGUACUGGGACCCCGAAAGUAAUACACUUCCCUGGCCGCGGCACGGCAGCUUAUAUACUGCAGCACCCGUUAUCGAUGGGCACACCCGCGUCAAGUAUCCGAUGUUCGUGCGGCAUGUUUCGUUUUGGCAAUCUGAUCGCAAGCGCACGGUCAAAUCGAUCGACACGAUAACGGGUUACAGAAAUCAAUAAAAACCGGGUAAUUCCAGGCAUUAGGUCCCUUCGCUCGCGCGCACACUGCCAUUGGCAGAUAAUGCCUGCCUCCGUUUUGGGUCUUAUCGCUGGCAACAUACAGUCUUGGCUUAAGGUGCGUGUGGUUUUUUUUUUGUUGGGAAAAUCUCACCUCGUCACGGAUUUAGUGCCCUGCUCGCUGUUGACAAGUUGACGAAAAGAAGGUCGUAAAAAAGCGGGAGGUACUCUGCAGUAGCUGCUGCUGCAUUCGAUAAGCCGAAGUCAUCUUGACGUCAUAUCAGCUAGAGACUCCGGGAAAUCUUACCGGCAAAUCGGUACAGUGGCCAUCUAAAUUUAAAACGCAUUAUUCGCACAACUUCUUCUUCUUCUUCUUCUGCUUGUUGUUCGCGACCAGCUCACCCUGGCAAUCGAUAGGGGAGUGCACGGUGUCUACUAGUGCUACCUCUACCGCUCUUAUCGGGGAUGUUUUGACGGCAGUUUUGUUUUGCAGAUCGCUGUGUUGCUCUGCCAGGGCCAGCCAGUCGAUCGAGCUGCCACUGCGCACGAGAGCUACCAGCCGUUUGGCGUACAGCGCGCGGCCGCGCACAACAGUGCGUAGAGACGUAUUGCGCGCAUUGCAAUGAACCGCUGGAACACGGCUGGAACCUUUGCACGCCACGCUCUUCCGCGCGUUUACUCAGCUGACGGUGUCGCCUGCUGCCGAAAAAAAAUGGCUGCGUUGGAAGGGGUGGGACGAAUGCACGAAACGCUUUUCCCUCCCGGCAGAAUGUGGUUCGAAAUCAGUUGGAUCUGACCGAGAUCUUCAGCAAGUAAGAUGCGAGCGGUGUUCUUGUCCUUGGGCUUAGUGUGCCUAGCUGGGUUGGCGGUGGAUGGGCAGACGAGAAGCAGGAGCUUCUUCGAUUUCUUCUUCGACGUCGAGAACAGGCUGCAGAAUGGGCGUAUCGUCGGCGGCUCGACGGCCACGAUCGCCCGGUAUCCGUUCGUCGCGUCACUGCGCCGAUUCUCGAACCACAUCUGCACCGCGUCGAUCAUUUCGACGCUCCACGCUGCCACCGGGGCCCACUGUACCUACUCGUUCAAAUCCUUAUCCGGGGUGACCAUCUACGCGGGCAGCACGAGCCGCACGACCGGUGGCCGCGUGUUCGUUGUGACGGACAAUUUCAUCCACCCGAAGUACGAUCCGGACACGUUCGAUUUCGAUGUGGCCGUGCUGCGCGUCAAGACACCGUUCACGCCGAACAUGAACAUUGCCUCCGUACCGCUGGUGCCGCCCAACUACGCCGUGCCCGACCGGGUGCAGCCCACCGUUGCGGGCUGGGGUCGCACCUCGACGGGCGGAACUCUCUCGCCGACGCUGCGUGCCGUAGCGAUCCCCGUCGUGGGUAACAUCCCGUGCCAGGAGCUGUGGAUUGAUACGGAUAUCACGGAUAAUAUGCUGUGCGCUGGUGCCAAGGGCAGAGACGCUUGCACGGGUGACAGUGGCGGGCCGCUGGUGGUGCCGACCACCAACUACUUCCAGCUGGUCGGUAUCGUGUCCUGGGGAUCGGCCGCGUGCGGUAGCGAAUAUCCGGGAGUGUACACCCGCAUGGCUUCACCCUCCAUUCAGAGCUUUUUAUCGCAGUACGUUUGAUGUCGUUGAUCGACGCCCGAGCGAUCGCCUCGCCGUUCGAUGGAACUAGAUUGUACGUAGAUUGUCGGCUGAACCGCGGGAAUGGCUGAAUGACAGAGCAGGGAGCAGGGAAUUAGCACACACCGAACCGCCCAGAAAUAAACUGAACCUUUCAAUGAUAAAAAAGAAAGUUGU